Marasmius oreades (fairy-ring Marasmius) is the source of this 2644-nucleotide messenger RNA. RefSeq lists its product as uncharacterized. Gene Ontology annotation, biological process: transmembrane transport; carbohydrate transport. Gene Ontology annotation, cellular component: membrane. NCBI's taxonomy places the organism in Eukaryota, Fungi, Basidiomycota, Agaricomycetes, Agaricales, Marasmiaceae. The transcript is spliced from 15 exons. The record is from RefSeq and is a predicted model, not a curated record. The coding region runs from base 83 to 1795 and encodes 570 amino acids. Gene Ontology annotation, molecular function: carbohydrate:proton symporter activity.
GCCGAGCAGCUCAUACCACGGACCAUAACGAUACAUAACACUGACACUUCACUAGCUUCACUACUGGUACCUCGUCAUUUACAUGACCACAGAGCCUCGGACAGCCAAUGCAGUCGACUACAACCGAGUAAGCUUGGAACAGGAAAGGCACAGACUACUCGAAUCCACCGAUCCAGAAGAGCAUGAGAAUGCAUGCUUGGGAAGGGGAAGGUUUACACUGCAUAAAGAUGGGACUUACUCAUAUUCUUAUGGACCAACGGGCUUCCGUGGAUUGAAGCACAAUUCGUAUGCCCUCUACUGCGCCCUGUUUGCGAGUAUCGGUGGUUUGAGUUUUGGUUACGACCAGGGCGUGAUUGCAAAUGUCCUCGUUAUGAAAGAUUUCGUGGCUCGCUGGCCUAUUACGGCGCUACAGAAAGGGGCUAUGACUGCUGUUCUGGAACUCGGUGCUCUAAUGGGUGCCUUGAUAGCUGGGGUUUUCACCGAUAGAUACUCUCGCGGAAGCUCGAUGUUCGUUGCAUGCCUCGUAUUUUGUAUAGGAUCUGCAUUUCAAUGCGGCGCUACAAGACUCGGCCACCUCUUCUUAGGGCGUGCAAUCGGCGGAGUAGGCGUAGGUGCACUCAGUAUGCUAUCGCCUCUCUAUAUGGCAGAAAUUAGUCCACCAGAGGUUCGAGGGUCCCUCCUGGCUUUAGAACAGUUCUCCAUAGUACUUGGUGUCGUACUGGGCUUUUGGUUAGGGUUUUUCACUCGAGAAUUUGAAGGAACAGCUUCUUGGCGUAUCCCUCUCGGUUUCCAAAUUAUACCUGGAAUUAUUCUACUCUUCGGAUGUUUAAUUCUUCCUCCAUCUCCACGGUUGCUGGUUCUGCAAGGCCGAAUUGGAAAUGCCCGGUCCGUCCUUGCGAAGUUGCGAUCACGGACUCAAUCGGAUCCCCUUAUACAUCUAGAGUUAUUGGAGAUGCGCGUCGAGGCGGUCACUAUUCAACGUACGUUUGGAGGCGAGAUGACCUCAAGCGUCAAGGGCAGCAAUAUCUAUCGGGAACUAAGGACUUGGGGUACGCUAUUCGAAGACCGGUAUCGUGAUCGUACAUGGAUUGGUAUCUUGAUGAUGGUAUUCCAACAAUGGAGCGGAAUCAACGCCUUACUAUACUAUGGGCCGACACUGGUUGGAAGUAUCGGAUUUACGGGAGAUACGACCACGCUCUUGGUUUCAGGAGGCAUUGGAAUCGUUCAAUUCUUUGCCGUGUUCCCGACGAUAUCCUUUAUUGAUCAGUGGGGAAGGAAACCUUUACUCAAAGGUGGUAGCAUCAUAAUGGCUUGCUCUCACUCUUUAAUUUCUGCCUUGGUGCUCAUGUUCCACGAUUCAUGGUCGCAGAAUCCCAUUCCUACAUGGAUGGCGGUCGGAUGCAUAUAUGUGUUCACAGCUGCGUAUGGAUUGUCUUUCGGGCCGAUUGGUUGGGUGCUGCCCAGUGAGGUGUUCCCCUUGUCAAUGCGAAGCCGAGGCGUGGCACUCUCGACUGCAUCCAACUGGUUAAAUAAUUUCCUCAUAGGCCUGAUCACGCCAGUUGCCUUCGAAUAUUCACCUGCAGGAACUUUUUUGAUUUUUGCUGCCGCUUGUUUCACGGCUUACUUGUGGGCAAGCUGGAGAGUCCCUGAAACCGCGAAUGUAUCUCUAGAAGAGGUCGAUUCCAUGUUCAAAUCGUCUGCUGGAAGAGAUGAAUUGGCUCUGAGACGUCAGAUUGAGGAAGAUCUUGGUCUGAAUGAUCUCGUACGGAGUCUGGGCUCUUCGACUUGGUCUUGAGCGCUGGAGACGUCUGUCAUAGGUGUACUAAUAUUUCAAAUGGAGGACGUAACUACGCGACCAUUAUCCCGUACAUAACGCGUUGCGGGACAAACAACGACAUCAUGACCUAUCUCAUUCCUAACCUCUACCACAAGGAAUCGACUAUCUUUGAGAGUUGUUGGAAGUAUACUCUUUCUUCUAGUCUUUUCUGACGAGAAGACUGGUCCACAAAGAGCCUGUCUGCAUUACCAUCCAAGGCUUCGGACGCUCAGAUAUGUACAUCGUCAACGGCUUCCUCGCAGACUACCCCGCAGUACUCGACAACUCGUAUUUGUCCAAUCUACCCCUUCCCAUAGACAUGGAAUAGUUGAAGUAACCGUCAAAGCCAUCCGAAAUCUUGCCUAGCGCGAAUGAACCCUACUGGUCCUCCCCUACACCACGCGUUUGGUUUCAUACUUGGAGAAAGGACCUUCUGCAGUGCUUGUUCUCAUCUCCCCUUAACCUCAAGGAAAGCAUACAACCCCAUCGGAAGCUAGAUGCCACGAUUCAUCAGUCCUUGAUCCAAACAAAUGCCAGUUUUUCCGUUGCGUCCACGACACAUUCGGUCGUUCCUCACUUCCGGGCGAAUAGCCUGAGAUCGGCCGAUUUCAAUGACGCUGUCGAGACUUUUAUGAAAUAUUAUCGAUGCUCGGGACGAGAAACCUACGUCGCAGAUAGACGCUCGACCACUUGACCACUGCUGCUUCGUCUGAUACUCGUAUCUCAUCGAUAUCUUUACGCAAAUUACUACUCAUAUUAGCUGUACUGCGGGAUUUCGAUACCGUCGCGCCCGCCCAGCGUUAGACGCUGCAGAGUACACAAGCGACC